Molecule: messenger RNA, 2851 nt
Organism: Dendrobium catenatum
Lineage: Eukaryota; Viridiplantae; Streptophyta; Magnoliopsida; Asparagales; Orchidaceae
Product: MAR-binding filament-like protein 1
Exons: 5
Coding region: 170-2551 (793 amino acids)
Biological process (GO): mitotic chromosome condensation
Cellular component (GO): chromatin; condensed chromosome; condensin complex
Molecular function (GO): chromatin binding
Source: RefSeq, a predicted model, not a curated record
AUCCGAAGCCGCACACGAUGCUUUUCGGAUCCAAAACCGCAAAAUAGCUAAAAAUGUGCGGCCCUCCUGUAAUUCUUAACCAACGCAGUGGUUUUUCCGUCAAAGAACGUUGUAAAGCAGUUGAAGAAAUAGAAACUGAGAUCGAAGAAGAUACUGAAAGUGCGAGAGAAUGAGCUCACCAUUCUUGCAAUCUGCCCUGUGUCAAUCCUUGUCGUCCUCUAGCUACUAUUCUCCACUCUUGUAUCUUUCUCAUCAGAAUUUUCCGAGGAAGAAAAGGACAUCUGUCAUUUCUUAUUUUUUGAAUGGUGGAAGGCCCUUCGAUGAGAGAUGUCCAAUCCGAAGGAGGCUUGUUCUCUUGGUGGGCGUCUCAGUUCUUCCCUUCUUGCAGUUAAGAGAGGUAGCUGCAGAAGAGCCGGCGGAAGUAGUUAAUGUGGAAUCUCAUGUUGGAGGCUUUGCCAACAUUUUUCUCUCUCAAAGGAAUCGUAGCAAGGAUGUAAGACCUAGAAGUGCUAAUAUCUUGGACAAUCCAGUCUUUGAAGAGAAUAUUGGUACUGGCAUACAAGAUUCUCAAGGAAUAAAAUUGAAACGAUCUGAAAUUGAUACUUCAGAUUCUAGAGCAAUGGAAAAAAUAGAAUCUCAAGUCUCUAGCGCUGCAGAACAUGAUGCUGAAGCACAACCUCCAAAGGGAGAUGCCAAAGAAGGUACUGGUGGAAGUUCAUCUGUAUCAUUCCUAAAUGGGAUUGGAAUAAUUGGGUCAGGUGUGCUUGGUGCAUUAUUUGCUGGAUCUCAGCGGGAGAAAAAAGCAUUGGAAUCAACCAUAGAUUCUAUGACUGCUCAGACAAAGGACCAGGAGAAAGCUACUGAUUUGAUGAAGAAAAAAUUUGAGGAUAGGUUAUUGAAUGAGCAGGAAGAACACAAGGGACAGCUUAGAAAGUUAAAGGAUGAGGAAGCGUCUCUGUCAAGUCAAUUAACUUCAGCUAAGGAUGCAGUAGCAGCUUUAGGUCAAGAACUGCAAGAUGAGAAAAGAUUGGCAGCGGAGUUCUUGUCACAAAAAAGCCAACUUGAACAUUCUUUCACGCAAGCUAGGGAGGAUAAGAAAUUACUUGAAGAUGUGCUAAACGAAAAGGUAGACAGAAUUACUGCUUUGCAGGAUAAAUUAAGCCUUCUUUCAUUAGAAAUAAAUGAAAAGACGAAGAACAUCCAAAACCUCAAAUCAUUGUUUGCUGAAAGAGAAUCAGAAUGUAAGAAUUUGAGCACUACCAUGGAAGAAGCAAGGGCAGAACUUGCAGCAGCAAAUUCCAGCAUUGAGCAGUUGAAAGAAGACAUCAUCAUGGCUACAGAAGAAUCCAAUUCGAAGAGUUCAAUUAUAGAUGAUCUACAUGAAAACAUAAAGUCACUAACUGAAGAAAAAAAUGAUUCUAGUAGCAAAUUUUAUAAUCUUAUGAAAGACUACAAUGAUUUGGUUUCCUACUCAGAGAGAACAACUGUCCUUAAUUCUGAAUUAUUGUCAAAGAAAGAUGAACAGCUCCAACAACUUGAAGAACAUCUUAAACAUGCAUUGAGUGAAGGAAGUUGCCAGCAAACACUGAUAUCUGAGUUGACACGAGAAAGGGAUAAUUUGAAUGUGCUGCUGGAGAAGGAAAGGAAUGAUAUGUAUAAAUUAACAACUGAGCUUCAGAGCGCCAGAAAACUGUUAGAUACUUCAAAAGCAGAGGUUUCUCAUCUGUCCAAAGAACUGACGGAAGCCAGAAAUUCCUAUGAGGAAGUAACGUCUAAGAUUUCAAAGAUGCAAGAAGAGUACGUUCAAGCAAGGAAAUUGCUGAAUAAUAACCUGGAUGAGACAAAGGCUACUUCAAAGAUUCUUUCAGAUAAACUUGAAUCAGCUAUGGUGGUCCUUAAGAGUACGGAGGAAGAGCUUGUUUCUGCAUCCAAUGAAUUGAAAGCUGUCAUCGAGGAGCGUGAAAGCCUUAAGAAAGAACUGGUUGAUUCCUACAGGAAGUUCGAAACAACUACAAAUCAGCUGCAAGAAGAAAGGAAGAUAGUUACCAACUUGAACAAAGAGCUUGAGGCAUCGCGCAGGCAAAUUCUGAAAGAUUCAGAAGCACGGAAAAGUCUUGAAGCUGAUUUAGAUGAGGCUACCAGAUCACUUGAUGAAAUGAAUAGAAAUGCGUUAUUGCUGUCAAGAGAACUAGAGAAUACUAAUUCUAGAAACGCUAGCCUAGAAACAGAAAAAGACAUUCUCUACAAUUCUCUGGUUGAACAAAAAAAUAUAUCAAAAGAUGGGCUUGAAAAUAUUGAGGAUGCUCAAAAUCUCAUUACCAGGCUUGGUGGUGAGAGAGAGAAGCUAGAGAAGAGGUCUAAAAGGCUUGAGGAAGAUCUGGCAGCUGCUAAGGGUGAAAUAUUGAGAUUGAGGAGGAAGAUUAGCGUAGGCCAAGAAACCGUGACCGAGUAUCAUCCAAAUUCUAAUGAAGUUCCAGCGGGAACACCAUUCUCUGUCAAAAGAAACUCUGGUAGAAGAAAAAAGCGAUCAAUGGGUUCUGAUGAUUCUUGAUAGCAUUGUUUGAUUACGUCAACCCGCACAUAACCAUCCAUUGGUCGGAGCCUUGUGCACUUGGUGCACACCUUUUUUUUUGGCUGUUUUAGUGAUUAUUUAUGUCAAUAUUAUGAUUUUCAGAUAAAUUUCCCUGUUUUCUGUAAAUUUUGGCUGGGUUGUGUUAUCCUAUUUUGGCUGGGUUGUGUUAUCCUACAGUAAUUAUAAUUGCCAGGAAUUUAACUAUGUGAUGUUUCCUUCCCUUUAAGGCUUGUUAAAAAUUCUUCUGAAUGACGAAAAGAUUGCCCUAAAUUGUGAAAA